AAUUCACCUAAGGCUCAAAGUCUCCAAACCUAGCAGUAACUGAGCAAGUCGCAAUCUAUUUUAUUCAGCUUGCCAGAAAAAAGGCGAUUGCAAACAAACAGUCUUCCCAAAUCCAAAUAUGCCUGUAAACUGCCCAAUAAACACUGGCCACUAGAGACAAAGGGACCAGCUAUUUACACAAGCUAACGACAUUGGACUUGGCUGCGGGAUUAGUUGUACUGAAUACGAGCAAUGGGUGAAUCAAAGAAGCGUAGCUCGAUCGAGGAUACAGGGGGCGCUAAUUACGAAUCCGUCCCUUUGAAUAACUCGGAAGACAUCAGUGGUUCUGCAACCUGCCUACCAGCCUGCCGUGAUCCAAGAAGUCUUAAAAAAGGUGAAGAGGAUGCGGCUAGGGGCAGUGUCUGCGAAAGAACUAAGGGCUGGUUCACUCAGUUCCCUAAAGCAACAUGGCCUAUUUUGGUGGCUGAGUUCGGAGAGCGUUUCUCAUACUAUGGAAUCAAAACUGUCCUGGUGCUGUACCUGACCAAGGACCUGAUGUUCAACAAGGACAAGGGGAAAGCGAUCUACCACGCCUUCAGCAUGGUCAGUUACUUCACUGGCGUUAUUGGCGCCAUGAUGGCCGACAGCUUCCUCGGCAAAUACAAGACUAUCGCCUACACUCUCUUCGUUUACUGCCUUUCGGAGAUUCUGCUAACCGCAACGAGCGCAGACGACAUCGGCCAGAGAUCAUCUAUCGGUCCUCUGAUUGGUCUUUUCCUGAUGGCUAUUGCAUGUGGUAACAUCAAGCCCUGUCUGGCUGCGUUUGGCGGAGAUCAGUUCAAAGUAGAGCAGAGUCAUCUUCUUGAGCUGUUCUUCGCCAUGUUUUACGCGUCCGUCAACGUUGGCGCUGUGCUCUGCAUGUACUUUAUCCCCAUCGUGAGGACGGACGUGCAGUGCUACGGCAGGGAUUGCUAUCCAGCGGUCUUUGGCAUCAACACGGUCAUGAUCAUUGUCUCCUUCCUUGCAUUUAUCGGCGGCAAGAAGCUUUAUACGAUUAAGAAACCCGCGGGAAACGUAUUGAUCCAAGUGUUCAAGGUCAUCGGGCAUGCUCUUGGUAACAAAAUCAGCAAAACUGGACCCCAGAAUGUAACACACUGGCUGGACAAUGCUCUGGAUAAGUACAGCGAACGUGAAGUCAAAGAUGUUAGAAUGCUGCUGCGCGUGCUCACCAUGUAUAUACCGCUGCCUGUGUUCUGGGCCCUGUUUCAUCAACAGGGAUCGAGCUGGACUUUGCAGGCCGAGCAAAUGGAUGGUGACUUGGGAUCUUUAGGAACACUACGCUCAGACCAGAUGCAGGCUCUCAACCCUAUCCUCGUGUUGAUUCUGAUUCCAUUUUAUGACAUCAUUGUCUACCCAUUGUUUGAACGAUGCCAGAUGCCCCUCAGCUCGCUGAAGAAGAUGACAGGGGGACUGCUGCUGACUGCAGUCGCGUUUAUCAUCUGCGCCUUUUUGCAAAUCAGGAUUCAAACAGUCGGAGCCGGUCCCAGUCUCCCUCCUGCUGGACACGCUAGCCUCGAGUUUAUCAACGCAGCACCUUGUGACGUGUCCAUCAACCCUGCCUCCUUCUUUAGAGUGGACCUUAAGUAUGGCCAGAGGUCGGCGGUGGUGGAGGGUCAGUCUGGUCCACGUGUGUUCGAUAUCGUCGCCAAUGGUUGUGCCAACGUGUCCAACACCAAACUUAGCAUGUACCUCAACGAAUCAAAAGUCUUCAGUGGCGUGGUGGCUAUUCAAAACAAGAAAAUCACGCUUGUCAAGCGCCUCGUGGAUAUCCCUGAUGUGGAUAUCGAGACUGCUGUCAGCCGCGUCAGGUUCCUGUACGCUCCCGACGGUGAGCUUCCUAGGCUUGUGAAUGUACACCUUCUUAAUGUUGUGGACGUGAAGAAAUCCACCACACUGAUGAACGUGUCUUCGAGUGACUCUGCCUACAGAAUGAUACACACUGGCGAGUACAAGAUCACUGAGAUGACAGACGCACUUAACAGCAGUAUUAUCAUAAGGCCGGCGAGUACUCCAAAGAUGAAGUUUGCAAACUUCGGUGCGUUCACGGUCAUGAUUCAUCCGGGCAAGGGGCAAGCCGGCAAAAACGAGUUCGACGUGUCGCUCCACCAGGACGCCGAGGGCACGGUCGUGUCUCGUCUUCUGCAGAUCCCCCAGUAUGUCGUCAUCACCGCGGCAGAGGUCAUGUUCUCUGUCACCGGCCUAGGAUUCGCCUACUCACAGGCCCCCAACUCGAUGAAGUCUGUUCUGCAAUCGUUCUGGCUGCUGACCGUAGCGUUCGGUGACCUGAUCGUGGUGAUCCUGUCUAGUGCUAAGCCCGUCAAGGGAGUGGAAAAGGAGAUGUUCUUGUACGGUGGUCUGAUGGGCGUGAUAUGCAUCAUAUUUGGCAUCAUGUCCUACUUUUACACCUACGUGACACCAAAGGACUUUGAGGAAGAUGCGGACGAGGAAGAGAAGACGCUCGGAGAGGCUAACGGGAUGGUUCUUGAUGAGCGGGACAACAGCGCUGAAAACACCAAGAUAUAAGAAACAGUUCUUAUGAUGUGCUUUUCAGAACAUAAAUGAUUCUAAAAAGUU
Messenger RNA from Nematostella vectensis (starlet sea anemone), 2613 nucleotides. Its product is annotated as solute carrier family 15 member 2. Gene Ontology annotation, molecular function: dipeptide transmembrane transporter activity. Gene Ontology annotation, biological process: transmembrane transport. Bases 232 to 2562 code for a protein of 776 amino acids. Gene Ontology annotation, cellular component: membrane. The record is from RefSeq and is a predicted model, not a curated record. The transcript has 23 exons. NCBI's taxonomy places the organism in Eukaryota, Metazoa, Cnidaria, Anthozoa, Actiniaria, Edwardsiidae.